Messenger RNA from Morus notabilis, 1736 nucleotides. RefSeq lists its product as uncharacterized. Bases 171 to 1736 code for a protein of 521 amino acids. Lineage: Eukaryota; Viridiplantae; Streptophyta; Magnoliopsida; Rosales; Moraceae. The record is from RefSeq and is a predicted model, not a curated record. The transcript is spliced from 4 exons.
CCAAUUCUUUCUCGAACGUUAACCCUAAAACACAGUCCACAGCUUGAAUUUCUCCUUCUAUGGCCGUUCCUUCUCUUCGCUCAAUUACCUGAUUCCAUUACUCCUCACCUUCAAUUGUGUUUUUUCCUUAGCUAGGAGCUGUGAGAAGGUCUUGGAAUUUCAGAAACACAAUGGUUCAUUUGUUUUUGUCAGAACCCACCUGGGAUGAUGUUGUGGAUACUGAUUCUGCCAAGAUGAGAAUCUCUCUCUUGAGUAAGUUGGAGUCUUUUAUCCAGUCAAUCUUGAUGACCAGAGGUCGGCCCGAGGCUCGACUAUGGCUUUGCAAUACCAUAGGUGGCAUGAUUUCUGUCUCCCGCUCCGAUCAAUGCGAGUUAUUCAUGACCUUACUGAGGUCUGAGCCGACAAAGUACGGCUUAGCAUCUCAGCUCCUGCAAAUGGUAUUUGACAAGAGGCCGCAGAAAGUAGGGUCCGUCAUAUCAAAGAAAAGUUACAUUCUUGAGAAAUUCUUUGAAGGUAAUCCUACGCGCAUAUCACAGUGGUUUUCUAGUUUUGCAGCUAGUGGUGGUGGUGGAAUGGAGCAUGGAAAAGGUGCUAAGGCAUUAACUCAAUUUGCUUUCAUAAAUCGGGAUAUAUGUUGGGAGGAACUGGAGUGGAAGGGAAAACAUGGCCAGUCACCUGCAGUGGUUGCUACGAAGCCCCAUUACUUUCUUGAUUUGGAUGUUCAACGAACUGUGGAGAAUUUUCUUGAAUAUGUGCCUGAAUUUUGGUCGUCUAAUGAGUUUGCCGAGUCGCUAAAAGAUGGUGAGAUUUUGUCCAUUGAUAGGAAAUUCUUUUUAGAAUACUUUAUUGAUAUGAUGUAUAAAGGAAAAGCAAGAGAUGUAUGGGAAGUCAUAACUGAGUUCCUCAAAGAGGAACCUUUCUCUUACGUGUGUCAACACCUACUUAUUACUCUUGAAGAGCGGGAGUUAUGUCAAUUCCUGGAAUUGCUUCGUGGAUUUCUUCACCCUAACGUAGAAUCUAAGCAUUUUAGUAACUCGUCCUUUUUCUUUGAGGUUAUACUUUCAAAGUACAGUGAUUGUGGGUCUUUCGAUCAGAUAUUACUGUUAGAUGCAGUUUUGACUAGAAAACAUGAGCUUCUACGACUCCUACGUGAUGAAGGCGGCGAGGAGGUAGAGGAACAAAUCAAAGAUAUUGUGUCCCAAAUUUAUGCUAUUCCAGAUCAUGACACUAGCUUGGCACCAAUUAUUAAAGGUUGCUUUAAACUGAAGACAGCAGAAUCAGUUAAAUGGCUGGGCCUUCAAUCAUGGGUUCUUUAUUACAAAAUUUUGGAUGGGUACCGGACUAUUGAGUCUUGGGAGUCAUUAUUCAUGAACAAUGCAAUUAGUUUCCGUAGGUCUAGUAUGUAUUCUUUACUUAAUCAUGAUGGUUUGUCAGAAGAAAGUGGUUCUGACUUGGAGCAUAGAGUUUCGAAGAAAGUUAAACACAGAAAAAGAAGUAGAAAGAAAAAGAAGAGGAAACUUGAUCGUGAACAUGGCAAUGAGUUUCUUGAUUUUGAUACUACAAAUGAGGGGCUUGGUCUGCAAUCUGAUGGCGGAAGUUGGAUGUUGUCUAUUGAUGGGUAUUGCACAUCAUGGAGCAGACCACCCCAAUCCAAUGGUCAUUUAUCAUUCUUUCCUUCAAGAGAAAAAACCAUAUUGCACUUUGUUAGGAUUCUGGACUCAAAAGAAGGAGUUUAA